Molecule: messenger RNA, 1498 nt
Organism: Thecamonas trahens ATCC 50062
Lineage: Eukaryota; Apusomonadida; Apusomonadidae
Exons: 1
Coding region: 204-1463 (419 amino acids)
Cellular component (GO): cytoplasm; nucleus
Molecular function (GO): ATP hydrolysis activity; nicotinamide-nucleotide adenylyltransferase activity
Source: RefSeq, a predicted model, not a curated record
CUCCGCUCACACUCCCACCACCUUGGCCGUGUCGAGAACGAACACGUGACGCGGCUCAAGUUCCGAACCUUCUCCUCCGUACCACGACUUUCUCUCCCUCCCUCCUCCCCUCUUUCCCGGACCUGACAUAACCAUCUCCCACCUCAGAUCAUCCCUCCCCCUCCCUCGCCCCCGCCUCGCUCCGCUACCGCUCCUGGUGGCUCAUGCUGGCUCGACUUGGUCUCUCCGCCGUGGCUGCGACGGCGGCCAGCGUUCGGCAGGCAACUGGCGACCGCCUCGGCUGGGUGGCGACCGCGGCGGGGUGUGUGGCUGCCACAGAAGCAGGGUGGCAACAAAGGGGGCGGUCUGCAAGGAGUGACAUGGCCUUGGCUACCUCGAGCGUGAGGUUCGGUCCGCGGAAGAGGAACAUGUCCACGCUGGCCUUCAUGACCCGCCACGGCGAGCUGCAUGUCGACCCGCGCCAGUCGUCUCGGCUGGCCAAGCUCACCCUCAAAGUGGCUGACAGGGGCAAGGAUGUGCUGGGCGGAGGCACUGAGCAGAGUCGCGGGGUGGUGUACGAGGGUGUGAUGUCGGUCUCGUCGAAGGAGUGGCCGCAUUGGGAGGCCGACGAGGCCAUGCCGCUCAUCUACACCCACUGGGCGGCGGCCGUCGGCGCAGCUCCGCUCCCGGAGGGAACCUCGCCACUGCGUACGGUCAUUCCUCCGGAUGCGCUACUCUCGCUCCAUGUGCCCAAAGUCGCGCGAGCAGUGGCCUCAUUUGUGGCCAGGCCUGAGGGCAAGGCCCUCCACAUCACGCCGGAUCUCACCGCAGAGAUCAUUCAGCCCGAGACCGAGCUGCCAGGGCCGGGCGUGGUGCUGUGUGGCUCGUUCAACCCGCUGCAUCACGGCCACCGGCUGCUGCUGGAGACCGCGACCCAGGUCCGUGCCGAGACGCUCGAAAUGUCGCCGCAUCGGCUGUGGCCGGCCUACGAGAUCUCGCUCCUAAACCCGGACAAGGGCCUCGUCACCUACGACGACAUCAUGUACCGCAUGGCCCGGAUCCAGGGCCGCACCUCGGUCAUUCUCACCGCCGCUCCGCUCUUUGACCAAAAGGCCGCCCUCCUGGACGGCCGCAACGUUGCCUUUGUCCUCGGCAUCGACACCUUUGUCCGCAUGAUGGACAUCGGGUACUACGGCACGCCCGACGCUCUCUUUGGCGUCCUCCGCGCCCUCGCCGAAGCCAGGGUCGCCUUCAUCGUGGCCGGUCGCUACUGUGAGCGGCGGCGGCAGUUCCUCUCUGCAGAGUCUGUCCGCGCCGACCUCUAUCCCGCCCUCCUCGAGCUCGAACGCCACGGCAUGAACCUCGAGGUUGUCCGCGUCCCAGACUCGCGCUUUCGCGUCGACAUCUCCUCCACCUCGAUCCGUGCCGCCUCGACCGAGUCCUCGGCCUCGACCAAGUGGUGGGAGCCGACAUCACCGCGGUAGCUUGUGCAUGUCAUCAAACACACAAUACGGAGAGA